Messenger RNA from Guillardia theta CCMP2712, 1011 nucleotides. RefSeq lists its product as hypothetical. The transcript has 3 exons. The coding region runs from base 1 to 1011 and encodes 336 amino acids. The record is from RefSeq and is a predicted model, not a curated record. NCBI's taxonomy places the organism in Eukaryota, Cryptophyceae, Pyrenomonadales, Geminigeraceae.
AUGUCGGCUAGGCAGCGACGGUAUGGGGCAGGGGAAGGGGGAGACGAGGAUGGCGAUACAGGAAAGAUGAAGCGCUUCUAUACCCUAGUGGCAGGUGGGACAUUCUUGAUGUCCGUUGUUCUUGCAUGCACCUUGAUUCCUAGAGGCCACACCAUUGCUACUAUGAGCAACGAUGGCGAGGGUAAACAUGGCCCUCGGUUAGACUCAGCCAUCUCUGCUGCCCUGGAGGUUGCAAGCCAUCAACUCAAGCCAGAGCAAAUCAAGUUUUUUCGUGAUCGACAAGCAGCGAUUUCAGAGCAAGAGGAUCUCAAUAGGAAGUGGGAAAAGAAAUCAGUGGAACAUUUGGUUCGUUUGAUUCAGAAAACUACGGACAGCGAUCAACAACAUGAAGAGGACGACUUGCUUCGUUCGACUCCAUCUCAAAACGAUAUUGUCAAUGAAAAGAAACAUGUUGGUGCUCACCAAAAUCAGAACACGAGAGUAGAGGAAAGCUCUGCAUCAUUUGCAACUCGCCAGCCAUUGCAACAAAGCUUAGCGCAAUCCAAGACCGUGAAUGAGCAUGCGGGGGGGAUGGUCUCUCCUCAGUUCCAGGAAGACUUGGAGAAAAUGGCGCGAGAAAGGGCAGCUCGCGAGGAAAGGGAAGAGCAGUUUCUAAAGUUGCGCGAGGAAAAGCAAGCAAUCAAAGAAAACCGAUUGAAACUUUUAGCAAACGCCCGCAAAGAUUAUCAGCAAGCAAGGAAAGAAGUAGUGCAAGUGAAGGAUCGCUUGAAAGAUGCCUUGGCACAACGGGACAAGAUGACUGAGGCAGUGCGCAGUCAUGGAUUCUUGAGUGCAAAGGAGGCACUUCACCAACUCGCUCCAAUCAAGCAACAGGUUGAAACUUUGAUUGAUGAGACUGCAUCAGCACGGAAGAAGUGGAUUGCAGCAAAGCAAGCUCUCAAGAUCGCUGAAGCUAUUGAAGAAGACCCAAUUUCUUUGAAGUCUUCAUCGGUCGCAGCAAUGGAGGUGUAA